CUGUGACGUCAUCUGCGUGCGACGACGCAUGUUUGUUCAACACUGGACUGACUGAUACUGAAAGUCUUCUCACUGAGUUGUUGGAAAUGUGAAAAAAGACACCAACAUGGCGACUAGGAAACUGAAGCGAGCCGGCGUGUCAGACGACAUGUGUGAGCAGCUGAAGAGACACCGCAUAGAGAGCUGUAAGGACCUGCUGUCUCUGGGGCCCCUGGAGGUGAUGCACGCUGCGGGGCUGAGCUUCAGGAGAGCGUCAGAGCUGCUGCAGACGGUGAGCAGAGCCGUGGUCCCGCCCGUCACCACGGCCCUGGAGCUGUGGAGGCAGCACUCCUGUUUCUCCACGUCUCUGCCCGCUCUGGACAGAGUGCUGAGAGGAGGUCUGCCUCGGGGGACCCUCACAGAGGUGACGGGGCCCUCGGGCUGUGGGAAGACCCAGAUGUGUUUGAUGCUGAGCGUACUGGCCACUCUGCCGCAGAGCCUGGGCGGCCAGGACAGCGGCGUGAUCUACAUAGACACCGAGUCCGCCUUCUCCGCUGAGAGGCUGGUGGAGAUCGCUCAGAGCCGGUUCCCAGACCACUUCGGCUGCAGGGAGAAGGUCCUGCAGAUGGCCGGGCGGGUGCACCUGUUCAGGGCGCUCACCUGUCGAAAUGUCCUCAACAGACUGGACAGACUGGAGGAGGACAUCAUCUCAACCGGGGCCGGUCUCGUCAUCCUGGACUCCGUGGCCUCGGUGGUGAGGAAGGAGUUUGACACCACGUUGCCCGGCAACCUGAUGCACCGGAGCAACAUGCUGGGCCACGAGGCCUCCACCCUUAAAUACCUGGCCCACCAGUUCAACAUACCCGUGGUUCUCACCAACCAGAUCACGACUCACGUUGGGGGUCAAGGGUCGGAGGGGGAUUCUUGGUUCGUGACAGCGGCUCUGGGGAACACGUGGAGUCACAGCGUCAACACGCGUCUUAUUGUGCAGUAUGUGGACGACCGGCGGAGACAGAUACUGAUAGCCAAGUCACCCGUGGCUCCGUUUGCGGUGCUGAACUACACCGUGGAGAAGCAGGGGAUCUGUAUGGAUGGAGAGGACGGACAGGAGGUCCUGUAUGAGGGCACAGACCCCGGCCUCCAGCCAAUCAGGGUGCAGACUGGAUUCAACUUCAACCUGACCAAACCUAUGGAGUGGACUGAACAGACAGAGCAAUGACUCUCCUGUGUGUAUGCGUGUGUGAGUGUGUUUGCGUGGGUAUGUGUGUGUGAUAGGCCAGAGUGUGACACUGUUAUUUUAUUAAAGCCGAGAUAUAAUUUCAUCUGACUUUUUGCGUCCUCAAACAUCACAGACUACUGAAAGUUAUCCAACAUAAAACACCAAUAUUUUGAAUCACAACCUCAUUAUGGAUACUGCUUCCUGUAUAAAUAUCCAGGGACGCAGUGAAGAUG
This is a messenger RNA of Anoplopoma fimbria (sablefish), 1431 nucleotides long. RefSeq names its product RAD51 paralog B (gene rad51b). Gene Ontology annotation, molecular function: ATP binding; DNA binding; ATP hydrolysis activity. Gene Ontology annotation, biological process: double-strand break repair via homologous recombination. The record is from RefSeq and is a predicted model, not a curated record. Bases 107 to 1198 code for a protein of 363 amino acids. The transcript has 2 exons. Lineage: Eukaryota; Metazoa; Chordata; Actinopteri; Perciformes; Anoplopomatidae. Gene Ontology annotation, cellular component: Rad51B-Rad51C-Rad51D-XRCC2 complex.